Molecule: messenger RNA, 1088 nt
Organism: Nannospalax galili (Upper Galilee mountains blind mole rat)
Lineage: Eukaryota; Metazoa; Chordata; Mammalia; Rodentia; Spalacidae
Product: disintegrin and metalloproteinase domain-containing protein 33-like
Exons: 7
Coding region: 202-978 (258 amino acids)
Biological process (GO): proteolysis
Molecular function (GO): metalloendopeptidase activity
Source: RefSeq, a predicted model, not a curated record
AUUCCUGCUCCUCUCCACUUUGCAUUCCUGAGGAGGUUGGAGCCAGCCCCUAGGCCUCCCUCUCCAUGGUCCUUACCCCUUCAACUUCAGCCCUGCCUGAAAUUUGGGACUGAGUCUCUUCCUCUCUAGGAUCACUGCCACUAUCAUGGGCGUGUGAGGGGCUUCCAAGACUCCUGGGUAGUCCUCAGCACCUGUUCUGGGAUGAGUGGCCUGAUUGUGCUCACCAGCAAUGUCAGCUACUAUCUUUAUCCCCGGCCUCCUGGGGACACCGAGGACUUUGCAACCCACAAGAUCUUCCGGAUGGAGCAGCUGCUUACCUGGAAAGGGACCUGUGGUGACAAGGACUUGGGGGACAAAGUGGGCAUGGCCAGUCUUCCUCAUGCCCCCCAGAGCAGGGUGAGGCGAGAGGCCCGCAGGAACCCCAGGUACCUGGAGCUGUACAUAGUGGCUGACCACACCCUGUUUUUGAUCCAGAACCAGAACUUGAACCAAACCAAACAGCGUCUCCUGGAAGUCGUCAAUUGUGUGGACCAGAUUCUUAGGACUCUGGACAUACAAGUGGUGUUGACCGGCCUGGAAGUGUGGACGGAACAGGACCGCAGUCGCAUCACAGAGGACGCGAACGCCACACUCCGGGGUUUCCUGCAGUGGCGCCGUGGGCUGUGGGCGCGGCAGCCACACGACUCCACACAGCUGCUCACAGGCUGCACCUUCCAAGGCACCACCGUGGGCCUGGCGCCUGUGGAGGGCAUGUGCUGUGCGGAGAGCUCCGGAGGUGUGAGUUCGGACCACUCGGAACUCCCCAUCGGUGCAGCGGCCACCAUGGCUCACGAGAUAGGCCAUAGCUUGGGCCUUAGCCACGACCCGGAAGGCUGCUGCGAGGAGGUAGCCGAGCGAGGUGGCUGCAUCAUGGCGGCGACCACUGGGUACGCACAAGGUCCUCAGCCACCAGUCCUGGGCUCAUUCCUCUUCUUUUAAAAAAUAUUUUGUUUAUUAUUUUUAUUUUACGUUAUGAGUGUGUUGCCUGUAUGCAUGUAAGUGCACCCAUGUUGUGCAAUGCCCACGGAAGUCAGAAGAAGGGGUCGGAU